This is a messenger RNA of Aphidius gifuensis, 14109 nucleotides long. Its product is annotated as vacuolar protein sorting-associated protein 13A-like. The coding region runs from base 363 to 10868 and encodes 3501 amino acids. Gene Ontology annotation, cellular component: extrinsic component of membrane. The transcript is spliced from 9 exons. Lineage: Eukaryota; Metazoa; Arthropoda; Insecta; Hymenoptera; Braconidae. Gene Ontology annotation, biological process: protein retention in Golgi apparatus; protein targeting to vacuole. The record is from RefSeq and is a predicted model, not a curated record.
UACAAUUGGAAAAAAGAAGAAAAUAUAUUAUAUAAUCAAUAUUAUCCUGCGGCUCUUGAUUCGCGCAUAAGCUGAUGGAUAUUAUAUACCAAAGAUGAGUAUCAUCAUCAUCAUCAUCAUACAUCAAAUUUAUCAUAUAGCUUUAUAAAUUCAGUCGCGAGGUUAUGGUGGGUAAAUCAACUUGGUGCUCGAUUAAUAAUCGAGCUGGUGUUUAUUUAAAAGCUAAAUAAUUAUUUUUAUUGAUAGAGAAAAAUUUUUAAAGACAUACAUUUGUUUCGAGGUGGACGAGGUGUCAUAGGUGUGACUGACAAGUGUAUAGUUUAAUUUUUAUUCAUUUAAAAAGACAAAAAUAUAUUGUAAUCAUGUUUGAGGGUGCGGUGGCAGCAUUUCUCAAUCGUCUACUGGGAAGAUAUGUCGAGGAUCUUGACACUGAACAAUUUAAUGUUGGAAUAUUUUCCGGUGAAACGUACCUGACUGAUCUCAAGCUGAGACCAGAAGCAUUGUAUCAACUUGGAUUACCAAUUAGAAUCGAAAUUGGUAUUAUUGGAAAAGUGUCAUUAAAGAUACCAUGGGCAAGCCUAUUUUCACAGCCAAUUAUAUUAUGUGUAGAGGAUAUUUAUAUUGUGGCUGUGCCAGGAAUGUCGGGAAAUUACGACGAAGAAAUACAAAAAAGAUUAAUGAGAUCAGCAAAAAGAAAAAUUCUUGAAGAGCUAGAGGGUGAUGGUUUAUUUAAAACUGGUCUACCAUCUGGAUUAUUUGAUGGACUUAAAGCAUCACUAGUAAAAAAUUUUCAUAUAACAAUAAAUAAUGUUCACAUAAGAUAUGAAGAAACAUUUUCAAAUAAAACAAAAAUAUCAUGUGGUCUUUGUAUACAAAGUUUUUCAAUGUCAACAACAAAUAAUAAAUGGAAACCAGGUACAACACCAACAGCAUCAACAUCAAUAUAUCAAUUAAUAAGAAUUGAAUCAUUAAGUAUAUAUUUAAAUCCAAAUGGUACACCAUCAUUACCAGUAUAUCCUCGUAAUUGGGAUUUUACAAAUUUAAUAACUUGGAAAGAAAUAAUGCAUCGUUCAUUAAAAACAUUAACAAUAAAUAAUGAAGAAUUUAAAUUUAUAAUAAAACCAUUUACAACAAAAAUAAAAGUCAUUGCAACACAAAAUACAAAUGGACAAGUAUCAAGAAUGCUUGUUGAUUUUGUAUUACCAGAUGUAUCAAUACAAAUAUCAGAAGAACAAUUUACAAUAUUUUGUGCACUAUGGGAAUCAUUACAACAAGGAUCAAUUGAAAAAACUCGUUUAAUGCAAAAAUGUCAUCCUGUUGUUAAGGUCAAAGAAAAUCCAAAAGAAUGGUGGAAGUACGCAUGUACAGCUAUACUUGAACAAAAUAUACGUCCAUAUACAUGGAGCUAUUUAAAUAAUCAUAGAAAAAAUUAUAAAAUAUAUAAAGAUACAUUUAUGCAAACAUUAUUAAGACCAAAUGAUACUGAGUUAAAAUUAGAUUUACAAAAAUAUGAAGAUUGUUUGACAAUAUUAAAUAUUAUUAUUGGACGUGAAGAUGCUAAAAUUGAACUUAAAAAAAAACAACCAGAAUGUGUUAGUGUUGAAUCAAAAAGAUCAUCAAUUAAAUUAAUUGUUAAUUGUGAAAAAUUACAAGAAUUAUCUGGUGUACCAUUAAGUCCAAAACCAAAUAGUAUUGAUGAAAAAUUUAAACUUGAUACAUUACCAAAAUAUAUUGAAAAAAAAUAUAAUUUUACAUUGGCUAAUUUAUCAUUUACAUUAUUAUCAAAUGAACGUGAAAUUUUUUUAAUAACAAUAUCACAAUUUCUUACUAGUAUUGAAACAAGACCAGAAUUAUCAGCCUAUAAAUUAUCAGCAAGAGCUGAAAGUUUUGUUAUUGAGGGUGUAUCAAUUGAUAAUGAUUUAAUACCACUUGUAACUGCUGAUAAUAUAUUAACUGGUAAUGCAGCUGUUAAUUUUUUGGCAAUUGAUUUUGAAAAAAAUCCAUUAAACGCUGAUUUUAAUUAUGAUAUUAAUGUUAGACUUGAAUCAUUUGAAGUAACUUAUCAUAAUUAUGCUAUUAAAGAAUUAUUAUUAUUUUUUCAACGUAAUAUAACAAAAGUACAACAUUUAGCAUGGAGUUUACAAAAAUUAUAUGGACGUACUGAAGAAAAAAUUGCUGGUAUAUUAUGUUUAAUAAUUAGUAGAAGAAUGAGAAUUAAUUUAAAACUUGAUAUUAAAGGACCAUAUAUUGUAUUUCCUGAUCGUGGAACAAUGCAACAAGGUGGUAAUAUAUUAAUUAUGGAUUUUGGAAGAAUGAUAUUUAAAACAGAGCUACAACCAAUUGAGGUACAACUUGAAGAUGCAACAUUAAUGGAAUUAGAAGAAUUAUUAUAUGAUAGAAUACAUAUUGUUAUAAGUGAUUGUCAAGUAUUAAUAUGUCAUUCAGGUGAUGAUUGGCGUGAAUCACGUAAAUUAAAAGAUUCAGAUUGUCAUAUUGUACCAAAAAUUCAAUCAAAUAUAACAAUAUCAUUUAGUAUUAAACCAGAAUAUCGUUUAUUACCAAGACUUAAAUUAAAUAUUUCAAUAUCAACAUUAAAGUUAAAUAUAUCAAAACAUAAAUUAUUAUGUUUAAAUGAUUUUAUGAAUUUAAUGGCUAUUCCAAAACCUUGUGAUAUUGAAAAAUUUCGUAUUAAUUUAAUGAAAAUAAAAGAGGAUGUUAGUCAAUGUCAGCCAUUAUCAUCAUAUGAAUUAUUUCGUGUUAGAACAAUUGUUGCACUUUCAUCAUUUGUCAUGUGUAGAGAAAAAUCUGAAUACAAUGAUAUUUUAUUAUUAUCAACAUCAUCAUCAACAGCAGGAGCAGGAGCAAUGUUAAAUGACACAGAUAAAAGUAUUGUAUCAUCAUCAGAAUUUAGUGAAGAAGAUUUAGAACACUGGAUAAGAUCUGUAAAUUAUUCUGGUUUUGAUGAUAAUAUAUCACCACAUAAUAAUGUUAAUUUGCUAUUAAGAAUAAUGAUUGGUGAGUUAUCAUUACAUGCUAGUCAUACUAGUAAUGGACGUGAAAAACCAUAUUUAAUAUUACGUUUAUGUACAUUAUAUCUUGAAUCAGCAAUAAUGGAAUAUGGUCCAGCAUUACAAUUUGGUGUUGGUACAAUUGUACUUGCUGAUAAAACAAAUGCUGGUAUAACUGGUUCAUAUCUUGAAUUAAUAUCAACUGAUGGAACAUAUGAUGUUAUUGGUAUAUCAUAUAGAAAAGUUAAAGCAAAUUGUCCUGAUUUUAAAACACAUUUUAAAAGUAUUGAACAAUCAUUAGUUGUUAAUAUACAAAAUUUUAAUAUUGUAUUUCAUCGUCAAGCAUUUUUAAAAUUAAAAGAUUAUUAUGAAGAUUUAAUAUGUAUACCAUUUACAAAUGAACUACCAGAUAUUAUUGAAAUAACAAAAUAUAUUAUUAAUUUAUUUAAAAAACGUGAUUUUGAUCCACCAGUACCACCUGGUGCAAUUAAAUUAAGUUAUUCAGCACGUUUAAAUACAUUUAUAUUACGUUUAUGUACAAAAGAUACUGAUUUAUUGGAAAUUAAAUUAAAUGGUAUUGAAAGUGAUUGUAUUUAUAAUGCAAAUGAAAGAAUGAUAUUACGAAUAUAUUUACGUAAUUUAACAAUUGAUGAUUUAAGUGAUAUAACACUUUAUAAUAAAAUACUAACAACUGAUGAUGAUAAAGUAUUUGAUUUAAAAUACAUACGUCAUUCACCAAAGCUAUAUUCAGUAUCUGAUAUUAUAACAUCAUCAAAUAAUAAUAAUAAUAAUAUUAAAUCAGAUGGUAAUUUUAAAUUAACAUUUGGUAAAAUUAAUGUAAUUUUAUUAUCAGAAAUAUUUCGUGAUUGUCGUCAUUUUGUUCAUCCAUUUGUUAGUUUAAUUAAAUCAUUAUUACCAAUUGAUGCAUCAUUAUUAUUCUUGAAUUGGAGCAUUGAAGAAUUAAGAAAAACAUCAACUAAAUUGAGAUUAAUGAUUGACAUACAAGCACCAACAUUAUUAUUUCCACAAAAAAGAGAUUCACCAAAUGUAUUUGUACUUGAUUUGGGUAUAUUGAAUAUUGAAAACUUUUUUAAAUAUAAUGAUAAUAUGAAAAUUGUUUAUGAUGAUGAUGAUAAUGAAAUAUAUAAACAAACAACAAUUAUUGAUAAUAUAUUAAUUAAAUUUUCAUCAAUGACAAUAUCAAGAGCGAUUAUGACACUUUCUGGUGUUUUAAAAAUUCAAGAACCAAUUGUUGAACCAGUUCAAAUACGUUUAGAUAUCAAAAGGAAUAUUGAAUGUAGAAGUCAAGUUGGAAUUAAAAUUUAUGGUCUUUGUGAAAUACAAGGCUCUGUUGAUAUGCUAUUAAUUAACUUGAGUCAAAAAGAUCUUGCUGUUAUUUUAAAUAUAUGGGAGGAUAAUAUUUCGAAAAUUAUAUCAAUGCAUCAAAGAAACGUUACUGUUGAUGGAUCAUUUGAAGAUGAUAUUGUUGAUAAAAAAAUACAUACUGAUGAUGCAGCUGUUAAAAAACUUGAAGUGUUUUUUACUCAUGAUGAACAUCCUGUUUGUGAAGUUAAUAUAAAAAUGAGCUUUGAUGGAUUGCAGUUUAAUUUAUUCACUGAUUCUGAUGAGGUACUGAGCUCACCAGUACGUGAUUUAAACAACGGACUUGGAAAAUUAAGUAUCGGAGAAAUGGUAUUGUCUUUCGAGCUUUUUAGCAAUAAAAGUAUGAGUAUGAAAAUUUCAUUGAGAACAUGUAUUCUUGAAGACACAAGAAAAGAAUCAAUAGUCAUCAGAAAGAUCAUUCAGUCACCAGCAAAAUCAGCUGGUAUUAAUUUUGAAUCAUGUAUAUCAGUGUCUGAACCACCUGUAUUUGAUUUUACAUUUACACAAGCACCAGCUGGUGAUAAAUGUAUUGACAUGCUUAUUGAAGAAACACGUGUUAAUUUAUCAAUACCAUUUUUACUUCAAUUAACAAGAUAUUUUGUUGAUUCACUACCAACUGAGCAAAUUGACAAAGGGGUUGUUAAUGAAGCCUAUGAAAGUGGCAACAAUCAUUCAGGUAAAUUGAGAAUAAGUAGUUUUAGAUCAAUUUCUCAGACAACAACUGAUCUUGAGGAUCAACCAGGAACAUCAGUAUCAAUAAGAAUUCGUAAACCUGAAAUAUUAUUAUUUGGAGAUUUAAAAGCAAGUAAUGCUCAUGCAAUUUUAGUUCAAGCUGAAUUAUCAAUUGAAAGCUCUCGUCAUACUGGUUCAUCAUCAAUUGUUUGUUGUUUAUCAAAUGUAUUAGCUAAAAGUAAAAGCCAAGAACGUUUUCGUCGUCAAGCACCACAAUGGGUUCUUCGUCCAUGUGAUAUUGAAAUUUGUGCCAAAGAAAAUUCACCAGAUGAUAGAGCUCAAAUAACACUUGAUGUUAGUUCAAUUGAUGUACAUUUAUCUGCUGGUACAAUAUAUACAUUUAAUGAAAUUCUAAAUGAUGCUACAGGAAUUAUAAAAAUUAUUGAUGGUAAAUUUGAUAAUAAAAAUGGAUCAUUUGAUUGUAAUUCACAUGUUGAUUUAUGGUCACCAAAAAAAAUAUUUUCAACACCAUGUAAAAAAAAUGGUGAACAUACAAUUGUCAAUCAAAUACAAUCAAUUGAUGAAAAUUCAAAUCAAAUACGUAUAUUUAAUUUACGACCAGUUGGUAUACAUAUUGUACUUGAAAUGGAAGAUACUAUUGAAAGAAUACCAAUGAUUAAAGCUGAAAUUGAAAUUGGUGCAACUGUUAAUUCAAUAAAUGAUAGAUAUCAGCUUGAAUCAAAUUUUAAAAUACAUGCAUUUUGUUAUAAUGCUAGUCGUGGUAGUUGGGAGCCAUUUAUUGAACUAUGUACCAAGGAUGAUGUUGUUUAUUAUCCAUGGGAAUUAACAAUAAAAGCUCAACAAGCUGAAGCACAUGAAUUAAGUUCAUGUUGUCGUCAUUCAUGGAUUCAAAUUAAAAAAUCAACACCUAAAAAAAAAAGAACAGAUAUUUAUACAUAUGAUGAUAAUCAAAGUAAUGAGGAUAUGAUAUUUAUUCGUCCAGAUACAACAUUAACAACAAAAACAAGUUUACCAGAAUAUAAUUUUGAACAAGAUGAAGAUUCUGAUUCAAAUGACGAAGAAGGCUCAGAAAAAUUAGCAAGAAUAUUUAGUCAUUUAUUAACAAAAGAAGACAGUGAUGAUGAUGAUGAAGAUGAUGAUGAUUCUGAUUCAGAUCAUUCAAGUAAAUGUGAAGAUGAAGGUCUUGAAUUAACACCAGAACAUGUUGUUGAAAAUACACGUAAAUUUUCUUAUAGUUCAACAAGAUGUUGUAGUUUUACAAAAACAACAAAUGAUACUGAAUUUUUUCCUGUUAAUGAUAAUAACAAUUAUCAAAAUGAUGAUACAAAAAUUGAAAAUGAUAGUUUAGCAAAUUAUAUAAUAAUAAGUGCUGAUGAUAAAUUAAAUUUUACUGUAACACAAAAUACAAUUGGUAUACUUGAUAUAAUUAUAAAUACAUUUACUAAAAAUCGUACUGGUAUACCAAUAUAUCCAACAAGUGCUGGUAAAAUAAAUUUACAAAAUGGCAUUGGUCAUGCAAGUAAAAUUGAAUUAUUUGCUGAUGAAAAAGAUAAUAAUGAAUGUAUUGGUAAAUUAAUAGCAUCAUGUGAAUAUCGUACAAAUAAUGAUUCACCAAUAAGUGAACCAAGUAGUCCAGACAGUGAAAUAAAUAUGAGUGAACAAUAUAUGGAAUAUGGAUUUAUGAAUAAUGAUGAUAACAACAAUAAUAAUACUGUUGGUAAUUAUGAAAAUAAUUUAAAUACACCAGUUGUAUUUCCUGAUGAUUCACCAAUGCAUAUUUAUAAUAGUAUGACAGAAGAAAGUUUACGUAUACAUAUUGAUAAUUUUGAUGAUUCAAUAAUAUAUUGUCCAAAAUGGUAUGGUUAUAAAUUAAUACCAUUACGUCCAAUGCGUAAUGAAAUAAGAUAUCAUUUAGUUGUUGAAGUUACAACAGAUCAUCAUCUUCAUCGUACAAUAACAGUACGUUCACCAUUACAAAUACGUAAUGAAACAUCAUAUGCACUUGGUUUAUAUUAUAAAAAAAAUCAAUGUAAUAAUGUUGAUUUAAAAAAUUUUGGUGAAGCAUUAAAUCCAUUUGAUGAUAAUAUAAAAAUUUGUAUUAUUGAACCACAUGAUACAUAUAAUGUACCAAUGUAUAUAACUUAUCAUUAUUCAAUUCACAUAAUGCCAGUACAUUUUGAAGGUUUUAAAGUUAGUGAAAGAGGUAUUUAUUGGAAAGAUUCAAGUGAACAUAUUAAUACACCAAGGGAUAUAUAUUGUUAUGGUAAAAAUGAUGAUGUACAAUCAUUAUUUUGUGUUAAAAUAGUAUGUAAUGAAAGUAAAAAUUUUGAAAGAACAAAUUGUCAAGUACCACAAUAUUUAAUAAGUAUUGUACCACCAAUAAUAUUUGAUAAUAAAUUACCAUUUGUUGUUGAUAUUAAUGUACCAACAAUUAAUUAUGAUGUUAGAAUUGAACCAGGUGAAAAAAUUAAUGUUUAUACAAUUAAAUGUGAUAAUGAUACAACUGUUAAUUUUAAAAUACAAAAUUAUUUAUCAACACAAUGGUCUGGUACAUUUAAACUUAAUUCUGAUCUUGAAAGAAAAUUAGUUAAAAUGUAUGCUGAUGGUGAAACAGAUAAUAUACCAUUAAGACCACUUGUACUAUGUGUUGAAUUAAAUAAAAAUGGUAGUUGGACUGUUGUUAUUUAUGCUGAAUAUUGGAUUAUAAAUAAAACUGGUUUACCAUUAAAUAUACAAGAAUAUCAAGAAACAAUGUCAAAUAUAAUUGAUAUACCUGGUGAAGAUUUAAUUGUAUUUUCACAAAAAAAAACACCUAAAAAAUUAGUUAUGUUAAAAGUACAUCAAUCAGAUUGGUCAUUACCAUUUGGUCUUGAUGCAAUAAGUUCAAUGUCAUUAAUUGCAUGUAAAGAUAUUGAAAGAAAAAGAAAAUAUAGAAUACUUGCUGAAAUUGCAAAUUCAACAUUAUCACCAAUAUUCACAAGAAUUGUUACAUUUUUACCAUAUUUUUUUGUUAAAAAUAAUACUAAAAGAGCAUUAAGAUUUAUGGAAGAAAAUGAAGAUGCUGAUUUAUGGAAUGAUUUAUUAUCUGGACAAGGUGUUGCAUUUUGGCCUUAUACUGAAUCAAUGAAAAUGAGAGUUAAAUGGAAAUCAAGUCAACUUGUAUCACAACAUUUUGAUGUUACCAAUGUUGGAAGAGUUGUCCUGAGAAUGGAAAAUGGAUCAGCAUUAAUUGUUGAAGUACGUGGUGGUAAUAAUUCACCAUUUCGUAUAACAUUUGAAAAAUAUCAAUCAGGUGAUGCACCAGUUAGAGUUGAUAAUUUAUGUGAUGAUUUAUUUUUAAAAAUGAAUCAAAUUAAUUUAGGUCAAGUUGCACUAUUAAGUCCUUAUCAAAGUGUAUUAUAUACAUGGGAUGAUCCAACUGAAAUUCGUCAACUUGUAUGGAAUGUUUAUAAUAGUAAAAAUAAAGGUUACACUGCACAAUUUUAUACAGAUGGUUAUGGCCAAGAAACAGUGACAUUUAGAACAUUAAAACGUUCACCAUUAAUUCCACAAUCAAAUUCAACAACUAAAAAAUUUACAAAUGAUCCAAAAUUUGCUACAUCAGUUAAUUCAUCAUCAAUAUGUAGUAGUAGUGAUUCAGAUGAUGAUGAUGAUGAUGAUGUUGAUAAUAAUGAACAUAAUGAACAUAAUACUACAACAACAACAACAACAACUGAAAAAGUACAAAAAAAUAAAGCAGUUGUUUAUUGGAUAAGUUAUGCUGAAAAAAAACAACGUGUUCUAAUGUUUACACAAGAUGAAGAAACAUUUUUAAAAGUUAAAAGUAUUGUUGAUCCAGAAAAUAGUAAAAGUGAAAUUUUUUUUGCUCUAGCUGGUAUUGGUUUGAGUAUUGUUGCUGAUUCACAAACACCAAAUAAAAAUAGUAGAGAAUUAGCAUAUGCAAGUAUAACUGAUUCAUCAGCUCAUUGGGAACUUGAUGCUGGUAAACGUUGGAAACCAUUAACUCUAGAAUUAAAUGCAUGGAUGGAAGAUAAAUAUAAAAAUCCAACAAUUCAAAUACAAUCAAAUAAUUUUAUUGAUGUUAAUUUUAAUAAAAUGCAUAUGACUAAACCAUUUUUUGCAAAAUUACGACGUACAUAUUCACCAGGUAUAUGGAUACAUAUUAGAAAAUCAAAUAAUUUAACAUAUGUACAGGGUAAUAUACACAGAAUACAAAUUGAUAAUCAAAUACAUGAUUCAAUAUUUCCAAUAAUAUUAAGACCAGGUACUAAAAAAUGUUUUAAUAAUAAUUUUGGUAUACCAAAAUUAAAACAUUGUAUUGAAUUUUUUAUUUUAAAACAAGCCAAACAAACACAUGAUAUAUAUAAAAAAAUUAAUUUAAUAAUACGUGAAUUUUAUUUAAAUUUACAAGAAGAAUUUUUCAUACGUUUAAUUAAAGAUUUAUUACCUAAAAAACGUAAUGAUACAAAACAUUCAUUAGCAUCAAGAUUAAAAACUGAUUUAUUUAAUGUUUAUGUACCAUUACCAUGUUUAAAUGACAAACAAAAUAUUUAUAAAAAAUCAAAUAUUGUUGAAUUAUUAUAUAUUGCACCAAUUAAAAUACAUGUUAAAUUUUUAGCAUCAGCUGAUGCUAGAAUAAUAAGUCAUGAUCCAACUGAUUAUUGUAGUAUUAUUAGACCAAUAUUUGAGUAUGCUAGUAAAGGUACAUUUUUAAAAAGUGCAGAAUUUCGUUUACCACAUUAUGAAAAAAAUUAUUUAACAAUGGACAAUGAAGAGUGGCUUAUUGAUGCAUGGAAAAAUUUUAAAGAUGAAUUGAGACAUCAAUUUAAUGUAUUAAUAUUGUCAAUGACUGUUUUGGGUAAUCCAUAUAGUUAUAAUUUUAAAUCACCUGGUGAUAGUUUUUAUGAUACUGAUACAUUGAUGAUACAAGGUGAUGAAAUUGCUGAAAAACUAAGUUAUACUGUAUCAUGUCUACUUGGAUAUUCAUGUAUGGAUGGUCUAUUUGCACCAAUAUUAAAUAUUAAUUUAGAUAAUGAUAAUACAAGAGCCAAAGGAAAAGUAUCAAGAUUUGAAAGUACUGAUACACCAUUAUCAGCAUUAACACUUGAUCGUUCAUAUUCAAUUGGUGUUGAAUUAGAAAUGUCAGGUUUAAUUGUUAAACCAAGUGAUAAUACACAUCAAGAAGAAUUAAAAUAUUCACUUAAAGCACUUGGUAAAGGUAUUCUUGAAUUAACUAAACUUGAAGCUGGUAAAUCAUCAUUACGUAUUGAACCUGGUCUUAUUCUUGAUACAAUUAAAAGAGCACAAGAAAUGGGAUAUAAUUAUGUAUCAAGAAUACGUUUUCCACGUUAUAUUAAUCCAUAUUCAGCUGUUGAAUUAUAUUCAACUUAUAAAGCACGUGGAAUGUAUUUAUUAAAUACUGUUAUUAAAAAUGAAUAUCCAAAAGGUGAAACAUACUGGGCACAUGCUGCAUUGUCAAAUGAUGGUAAACAUAUUGCUCUAAUAUCAUUACAAAAAAUAUAUCUUGUUGAAAAAAGAUGUAGUAUAUGGGCAUCUUGGCAUAUUGCUUGGGCAAUUGAAACAAAACAAUUGGAUAAUCCACCGACAAUUGAUGGUAAUAAAUUGAUAUUUCAUGUCAACAAAGCAACACAGAAUCAAAUGUCACAAUCAUCAUCAGACUGGUACUUGGAAUGCAACGAUAUAACAACCCUUGAAUGGCUAAGUAAAAAAAUUAAUACUGCCAUGAUUUUGAACAUGAUUAGUUCAAGAUGUAGAACAACAUAAGUGUCAUUAUAUUAUUUAAUUUAUUUUUUGUUGAAUUUAUUACUAAUAUUAUAUAUAAAAGAAAAAAGAGAUGUUUAAAUGUUGUACAUGUUUUUCAUUGAUUGAAAAAUAUCAAAAGAACAAAAAAAAAAAGAAAUUAUAAUUAUUCAUUUUAAUUAUCAUUAUUAUUAUUAUUAUAAAGUAUAUAAACAUAAAACAAAUUAUUAUAAUUAUAAUUGAAAUUAGACAAAAAGAUACUUUUGGAUAAAGUACAUCUAGUUUAUUUCAUAAUUUAUUUACAAAAAGUCUUAGUAAAUUACACUUACAGGCAUCUCCACUCAAAACUAAAGUAAAUAAUUUAAGAGCUACACGUAUUUAAGAUGUCUAUAUAGAGUAAGGAUACUUUGGGGGCUGGGGAGUAAGCCAAGGUUCAGGGAAAUUGUGUUGUGUUUACAUAUUUAUUAUAAUUAUUAUUAUUAAUAGUUUUUUUUUUUUUUUAUAUAAACCAUCCCGUUUUUUUUUAAAUCAUCCACUCAUUUUUUUGUUUGCUACUUAAUAAACUGCCCCAUGUCAUGCGUGUGAAUAAUUAAUUUUUUAUUUAAUUUAUAAUUUACUUAAAUUUCUUUUUUUAAGGAACAAAAUGAUUUUCAUUUUUUUAUUAAAGUUAUAUAUAAAAAGAAAAAAAAAAAAAAAAAAGAAAUCAAGAAUUAAAUUGAUUGAUUUAUCAACGAGGAAAUUGAGAUUAAUUUAAUGUUGGGCUGAUGAUUAUUAAUUAUUAUUAUUAUUUAUAUUAUUAUUAAUAUUAUACACAAUGAUUUGACGAAUAAUAAACAAAAAAAAAAAACAAUGUUAACGACAAAAAUAUAAAUGUAACAGGUAAUAUUUGUUUAUAUAAUUAUGUUUGAGUAAAAAAAAAAAAAAGAAAAAUAAUAUAAUAUAUAUAUGCGUAUACGUUGUUGCUGGCCAAACGUCUAAUUAUUAUUAAUGUUAUAAUAAAGAUCUUGAAAUGUGUGUUUGUGUGUAUAUAUAAUAUAUAUAAAUAUGUGUUUAUAUAUUUCGAAAUUAAUUAUAUACAUUUUUAUGAACAACAUACAAUGUAUAUAAUUAUUAAAUAUAUUCAAAUAAAAUUUAGAGCUUGGCCCAUUUAUUUUUUCUUCAUUUUGUUUUUUACUACUUUUAUAUUUAUUUAUUUAUAAUUAACCCUUUUUUUUAUUUUUAAAUUACCACUUUGUGUCUGUUUUUAUUUUAUUUGUUUAAAUUAAUUUAAUAUUUAUUUUUUCUUUCGUAGUUAAAAAUUUUUAUUCUAAAGUUUAUUACAAAGCCCAGAAUAAUUUUACAGUAUUCUCAUUUAUUACCUCGUGAUUAUUCUCAUUUCUUUUCUUUUUUUUUUUUUUGUUUUUUUAUUAAUUUUAUAUCGCGAAAAAUUAUAAUUUUAAAAUUGUCUAACAAUUUUUAAUUCAUUCAAUUAAUUAUUAAAGUUUUUUUUUUCCUUUUUUAUUUCGACAAAAAAAGAUAUAAAAUCAUGAUUUUUUUUUAGCUAGAAAUUUUACACACAUUUAACACUUUCAUACAUCAUAAUCUUCAAACAUUCACAUUUUUAUCUAAUUUAUUAAUUUUUUUUUAUUAGAAAAAGUCAAUCACACACGGACAUUCAUUUAUUAUUUUUUUCAUUUUCUAAUUCGACAAACGCGCAAAUAUAACAUGUUAACAAAAAAAAAUUGUUUCUUUUUCUUUUGAAGGAACGAAAUAUAUAUUCAAGACAAGACAAGAUGAUAAAAAAAAAAAAUGAAUGAAAAAAAUAAUGAAAUCUACAAGACAAAUGUUACGAAUUGAAUUAAAAUAAAAAUCGAAAAAAUAAUAACGACAUUGCAAAAAAAAAAAAUUCAUAAUAUUUUUCGUCACAAUAAUUAUAUGCAGAGAUAAUUUUUAUAUUUUUCUUUUUACAGAAAUAAUUAAUAAUUCCCCUGUCGUCGAGACAAAAUAUUUUUUUUUUAAAAAUCCCAUCAUCUACAGAAAACUUUUACAUUUUAUAUUAGUUUUUUUUUUUUUUUUCUAUAUCUUAUUCUAUAUAUUUUUCUACCCCCCUGGUGUGUUUCUUCAGUGUGUAAAUAACGCGAGAUAAUAAACAGACAUACACGAGAACAAUUCACUCAUUUUCGAUCAUUAUAAUUUAUUAAUUCUUUUUAAAAUUGAAAAUUUACGUUUAGCCUCAUUUAGUAAUUCACAAACGCGCAUUUCCCUGGAUGUAGAAUAUAACCCACCCCCUCAAUUUAAUAUUUUUUUUUUCAUAAAUUAUUAUUGUUAAAUAAAACGACACAUUAUCACACAUCGUCAUUUAAACAUUUCACACCUCAGCUGACAUUUAUUAUUAUUAUUUUUUCAUUUUUAAAUUUUUAAACAAUCGUAACAUUUUUUUUUCUUUUAAUGCUCGUCAAUUUGUCCAUCAUCAUCUAGGCAAAAUAACAUUUUAUUAAUAUUAUUAUUUCAUUUUCGCUGUUUUAUUUAAAAAUUUUCAACUUUUAUUAAUUCAUUUAAAUCACUGUUUGCUGCACAUGUGAUUUUUAAAUAUUAAAAAACAAAAAAAAAGAAAAAAAAAAAUCUUUUUUUUAAAUUCAUGCUUGUGUGUGUGGUUUAAUUAAUUUCAUCCCCCUUUUCUCCCACUCGUAAUUUUUAUCUCGUCCCUUUAGUAUUUUAAUAAUUGGUUUUUAUUUUGUUUAUUAUUUUUUAAAUGUGAUUAUUUAAAAAAUCUUUUUGUUAAGGUGAGACUUAGUGGAUAUCUGUGGCCACAAUUAUGUUUAUAUUGACAAAUGUAUUAAUUACAUUUUGUUAAUAUUUGAAUAAGAUUCAAUGGAAGUGUAAUGUUAUCUACAAAAUAUCUUAAUUACUCGCUAAAACAUAUAUAUAAUAUAUUUAUAUAAUAAACAACCAGCUUUCUUUUUGUUUUAAAUUUUUUUUUUUUAUCAUAAUUAUUAAUUUAUUUUGCAGCUUUUUUAUUUUAUGUUUAAAUUAUAUUUUUUAUUUUGCGUGUUAUUAUUUUUCAAUCAACUUGUCAAUAUCCCUAAAAUCAUUAUCCUCGUAUUAAUCAUAUAUUCAUUUUUUUUUUUGCUUUAACUAUAGUCGUCUUUUUAUAUCGCACCACCUUCUACUUCGAUAAUAAAUCAUGUCAUAUUUAUUGGUAUAUAAUAUAUUUCGUCACGUGUAGCUAGUUGAAAAUUUUAUAUUUCAUUUGCUCGAUAUUAUUUUGUAAAUGUCACUCUCUCUC